Messenger RNA from Mucor velutinosus, 720 nucleotides. RefSeq lists its product as uncharacterized. The transcript is spliced from 2 exons. The coding region runs from base 1 to 720 and encodes 239 amino acids. Lineage: Eukaryota; Fungi; Mucoromycota; Mucoromycetes; Mucorales; Mucoraceae. The record is from RefSeq and is a predicted model, not a curated record.
AUGUUCUUGAUAAAAUCGCUUUUGUUAUCCUUUGUUGCAUCUAUCCACUGUAGCUCCAUAUACUCAAGUGUUCGUAUUUUUAACUUUGAAUGUGCAAAUCCCAUUCAUCAGGAAUUAGACAUUGUGCAAGCAUUGAGGCCCAAUUUGAAAACACAUUUGCAAUUUGGCUACAUUUAUAGCAUGAAUAGCCCAGAACUUGAUAUGAGUGCAGACAUAUCUAUCGAACAUCUUGCCCAGAACAAUUGGAUCCCUUCCAAAGUCCCAGCCAUUUUGUCUGGCAUCUCUUAUAGCGAAUCAAGCCCCAAACUGAUUUUAACAAGCCGUAUUAGCAAGAGCAAUGCCAACAAGUUGGAUCUAGCUUCGCUUGACUCUGUGAAUAUUGAGUUCGGUACAUUUGGCUAUGAUAAAUCAAAAAAGAAGUGGCAUAGUAGUUUGAAGACUGGUAGCCUCGGGGGCAUUCAGGGAAAGGUGACAAAAUCAAAGAUUGUAUACCAACAAGAUGGAAGAGAUUCUCACUAUGAGCUUGUGAUGGAGAUGGUUCCAUUAAAAAAUGAUGAUCAAGUACAGUAUUUGAGCUAUGCCCAUGAUGGCUUAUCAAGUGAUUUGCGUAUGAAAUGGGGUGGUUUUGCUAGAAAUCAGUGCAGUAAAGUAGUCAAAACUAGUGCUUCCAGUAGAAGAGAUUAUUUCAACGAAAUCAUUGAAAGCGCUGUAUUAUUAUAA